Leishmania braziliensis MHOM/BR/75/M2904 is the source of this 2751-nucleotide messenger RNA. RefSeq lists its product as hypothetical. The transcript has a single exon. The record is from RefSeq and is a predicted model, not a curated record. NCBI's taxonomy places the organism in Eukaryota, Euglenozoa, Kinetoplastea, Trypanosomatida, Trypanosomatidae. Bases 1 to 2751 code for a protein of 916 amino acids.
AUGGGUUUGCAAUCCCCGCUUUGGCUGUGGACGCACCAACAGAUAACUCGCGACGCCGGCGUACCGAAGGGGCUGCGUAAGGUAAUGCAGCUUGUUGAAUGGAUGCGCCGCCACGGCGCGGAGUCGCGACACAUUGCCAUUCUCGUGCCAUUCUCGUGGAAGGCAAUGUGCCAGCAGGAACUCCAGCAGCACAGUGUUCAGUUGGAGAUGAAGGAGUGCCCGGUUGUUCUCGCCCACCACGAGCUGCCUGCGUUGAAUAAACGAGACAAUACCAAGUACCGGUACCGAGCAGUUCUCUACUUGAUGGAUGCGCUGCCCCGAAAUUUAAGUGUGUCGGCGCCGCUUCUGGCAAGCGAGGAGCUCUUUAUUUCGGAGGCGAUGGGCGCGGCGAUGGAUGCGUUUGUGCUGUGUGCCGAUGCGGGGUGGAUGGCGCCUCAGCUGCAGGCGAAGUGGUACAAGAUCUUCGUCACCAAGCUAGAAGACGUCCGCGCGGUCAUCUCUUUCGACGCCACUACGACGACGCAGGCGGCCAUGGAUGCGGCCUCCGCGUACUUCCCCUCACUUGUAGGCCCCACGAUCCCUCUGUGCUGCAGCAGGCACCCGAACCAGCGGCAGCUCGAGUAUGGUCUUACGCGCAUCGAGCCCUGUUGUAAGCAUUUCUGCCUGCGCUCGUACACAUGCGGUCGCCCUGACCACGUGUGCACGCGCACCUGUCACUAUGGGGAGGACCAUCUGACGUGCUCGUACGCCUGCGGUGCCACCCUCCCCUGCGGCCACCAGUGCCUUCUGGAGUGCGGAGCUCCAUGUAACUGCUUCGAGGUGGUCGAGGUGCCGCUGACAUGCUCGCAUGAAAAGCUACUCGGGAUGAAUAAGGAAACACUCGAGCCCAUUUACGGUGUGGUGCGCCACGUCUACAAAGGCGUGUGCCGCGACGCCGAGCUGCCGUGCGCCGUGUCGUACGAGACGGAGUGCGCGCGGUGCCUCGGUGUCUUCGCGGUGUCGUGCUUUGAGGCACAGGAGCAAGGCCACUCGCUAGCUCAUAAAACGCUGAUCUGUGCAGCGUGCAAGCGCGGCGAACGCGAACUGCGGGCGAAGCUUCUAGGCGAGUUGCUUGCUGGUGUCGAGUCGCAGAAGAAAAAGGUUAAGGCGGAGCUUCAGCGGUCACUGCACCACCAGCGCAAAGCGGCAGCGCAGGGCCUUUUUCGGCCCGGCACCCGCGUGGAGAUCGUCGACGCGACAAAGUGCGUGCCGCCGCUCUUCGCCGAGGAUGACUUUCCCGGCCUGGAAUUUGUGGACAUGGAGGAGCCUACUUUCUUCCAGGAGAUGGAGGGAGCCUACGGCACCUUUGUCAGCAAUCAUGUCGAUGUGAUGGACCGCAGCGAGGUGCGUAACCUUGUUCGGCUGCCUAGCGGCAAGCAUGUGUUGGUGACAGAUGGCGGGCUGCGCAUGAUACAGGCCCUGACAAGCAACAUAACGCAAGCUGCGCCGCUCAUGCUGACGUUCAAGGGAAGAGAGGACAGCGCUGUGGAUGGGGCUGCGCUGGACAGCGCCGAGUUCGCGGCCGCCAAAAUGAUGCUGAACGGCGUGUAUUACCUCUCUCAGCCGGUCGCAUGUGAUGAGGUGGCGGGGGCAGAGGCGCUCACGGACAAGGUCGUGCGCGUCGUGGAGCUUGACCCGCUGUCUUCCAAGAACGUUGUGGUGGAGUGUGAGCUUCAUCGCGUCUUCGAGCGCCCCCAAGCGGAAAUAGGUGAUGUGCACAGCGAGUCCGCUCCUACGGGCAGUAGGGUGACAGACUCAUUGAACGGGAUCCCAAAGCGGCGCCGCCUUGAGCUGGGCGCGGUGGAUGUGUCCCGGUACGAGUGCACCGAGCAGGUGGUGCGCCUUUCCGUUCCCAUUGCAACGCUGGAGCCGAUGCCUGGUAUGGUGGCAGACAAGUAUGUGUUCGUCAGCUCCCCGGAGAGGCAAGUGCGCAACCCGCACGAUAUGGUGAAGAUCGAAGCGAUGCUGCGCAGUCUCAGUGGGCUGUCCUUGCCCACUGAUACGCACGUGACAGCAGCACCAAUCGACCCUGAUACCCCGUACUCUCUUUUGAAGGUGGUGAACCCUCCCAUGAACUGCGAGGCGGUGCGCAGUCCUUGCGCAGUGCUAAAGUACAAUGAUCCUCGUGUGUUGGUUCGUACUAACCUCGACAAGUUCCCGCACCGUCGUGGCGGCGGCACCCGCCACAAUGGAGACUGCGGUGCACCCCACCGCGGAUUUGGCGUGCCGUCGGCCGCCGCUGCCUCUGCGCUACUCGUGGUGGUUCCUUUUGUGUUCACGGUGGCCGAUGAACUGACGGAGGCGGAGGGGGCGCUGGAUGCGGCGGCUCAGAAAAUUUUUGAGCAGCGCCUGCAGGCGGAGCUGACGACCUCAAGCGAGGAGCUUGCCUUGCGCCAUGAAGAGGAGGCUUUCCACGCACUACAGCAGAUGCCGGAGGUCACCACGGCGGCGAUGGCCGCUGACCUACACGCCUACAGCAUUCCGAUACCACUGCCAACCGCCGCCAAAGUGGCAGCAGCCCGGCAGAAAGCAAUGGAGCUGCCGGUAGGGACACCCAUCUCUAGUCGGCUUGCGCACGCCAAGGACAGGCUCCUCUGCAAGCAAGAGAUGAUGCAACUGCCGCAGUGGGUGACGGCAAUGACGGAGCGAGCUUACAAAGAAAGAGAUUCGGACGCGCAGCAUAUCAAGUACAUUCACUCCUUGUGUCGAUGA